Molecule: messenger RNA, 637 nt
Organism: Mytilus trossulus (common blue mussel)
Lineage: Eukaryota; Metazoa; Mollusca; Bivalvia; Mytilida; Mytilidae
Exons: 3
Coding region: 58-600 (180 amino acids)
Cellular component (GO): plasma membrane
Source: RefSeq, a predicted model, not a curated record
UACGAACAUUUGGGAUGCUUUCUAGACUCGGAGAAUAGAACGGUUCCCUAUGAAAAGAUGCAUUCAAACUACAUGACCAUUACAAGAUGUUCAAAAUAUUGUUGUUCUAUGUCUAAUUAUACCUACAUUGGAACAGAAGUCGGCUGGGAAUGCUACUGCGGAAACGACAGCUCACAAUUUAUUCCGAUGCCAGAAACAGAUUGUAUUCACCGAUGUGAUGGAAAUCAAGAAGAGAAAUGCGGGGGAUAUUGGCGCUUGAGCAUUUAUAAAAUCGAAUGCCCAAAUGAGGACCCAAGCCACACAACAACGAUACAAAUACCUAAGACCAGUACACAUUUUCCAACAUUAGACGAAGUAUUGGAAAAUAUCGCUAAAAUUCAAAAAGAAAUUUUAGUUGAUCGAAAAGAAACAACAGCCUAUAAGAAUACUAAAGUUUCAGCAAAAGACGACCGGUUGUCAUCGAAGUCAAUUGGAAUUGUGGGAAUUCUUGUUGUGGUGCUGCCAUUCUUUAUAUUAUUUCUUCUUGAUAUUAACACGUGGGUCAGUCCGGGAGCAAGGGCUAAAAAACGUAACCUGAGAAAAAAUAAAGUUGUUGAUUAAAACAUAUUUCUAGCAAACGGAAUCGAUACAGGAAUUG